Messenger RNA from Prunus avium (sweet cherry), 1630 nucleotides. The record is from RefSeq and is a predicted model, not a curated record. Lineage: Eukaryota; Viridiplantae; Streptophyta; Magnoliopsida; Rosales; Rosaceae.
GAGGAAAUGAAAUCCUUUAAUUAGACAAUUAGUUGCAAUUAGGUCCUGCCGUCCAACUUUGUCAAUUUGUCCGUCAAAAUGAUGGGUAAAAGCGUCCUUUCAAGUCCGAAGACUCUCCAUUUUUUUCUUUCGGUCUGAAACUGUCCUUCGCUUCAUAACCUAUGUGAAAUCCCCAAAUGAAGAAACUGAAAGCACCAACACAGGACUAAAAGCUUCGAAUUUGACAUUAAAAACCAGAAAAAACAUAGCAAAUUGUAAAAGCCCAAGUGGCAAAGAAAAUCAACCUCGCCUGUGGUAGUGGUGGUGAAGAAGAAGAAGGGGGGCGUUUUGACCAUAGAAAGAGAUCAGAUAAAGCAAUGAAAUGGGAGAAAAGAUAUCCCCUUUGGCAUUUGAUGGUCUUUGUUGCUUGCUUGUAAUUAUCAAUGAGAAGGUUUAGCCAAAGAGAGUAAAGGAAAGCAACAGUGAGAGAGAAAACUCUCCCUCCUCUCUUUUCCACACUUUCUCUCUCCAUCUUCUUUUCUUUAUCUCCUUUACUUUGCCACACGCUUCUUGCUGGGUGGAUGUGAUGGGACAGAUUGGUCUUCAAGUGGAAUUCUCGUUUUUUGGUGUCUUUGGAUUUUGAGGGUCUUUAACUCUUUCUUAUCCAAGCCAAGUGUAGUUUAUUUGGUUUUCUUCUUGAUUUGCAUAAAGGGUUCUAAAAAUGCCUAUGUACCAGCCAACUAGUAGGAGAAGAUUUGGGGAUAUGAAGUUUGAUGUGGGUAGUGGUGGCCAAGUUCUAGAUCUGGACACUGCAGUGAAAGAUGGGAUAUUGGGUGGUGGAGAUGGGUUAAUUUGUGGUGGUGGUGUUGGUGUUGUGGCUGAAAAGUUGGAUCUGAAGAAGAUGAUUGAGGAGCUUGAGUCCAUUGAGAUUCCUUCAGUCUUCAUUUGCCCAAUCUCAUUGGAGCCAAUGCAAGACCCUGUAACCCUUUGCACGGGUCAGACUUACAAGAGAUCAAACAUUCUCAAAUGGUUCUCUUUGGGCCACUAUACUUGUCCCACAACAAUGCAAGAGCUCUGGGAUGAUUCGGUCACACCCAACAAGACCCUUCAGCAGCUGAUUUGCAGUUGGUUUUCACAGAAGUACUUGGCCAUGAAGAAGAGGUCAGAGGAUGUGCAAGGUCUCUCAUCAACUCCUUGGAAAGUGGACACCGAAACCCUUCAGGGCAAGAAAGAACAUCAUUCAGCAUCAGAGACAACGAUCUAUUCUUGAACUUCAAUUCCUUGAGAGCCGAGAGAGUGUCUUUGGCCUGAUCGAUUGUUUGGGUGCUGAAAUCCUCGUCGCCAACAAUAGCCCUCACCAGCCUCUGCAUCUCCUUCUUCAAUUCUGUGGCUUUGGCCACCAUAGCCGGAUCAGAAUCAAACACGCCAGUCUUGGCCAUUUCGGUUGAUUUUGGUUUCUGGGUUUUGGGUUUUGCUAUGUGGGGAUUGAAUGAUCAAAUGGAAUUGUGGGUUCUGAGAAUGGUGAAGUAGGGAAAGAGAAUGGUAGUGGGUGCCAUUGUUGUCUCUGUUCUUUCUUGUUCUUCUUAUUUUGUUUUGUUCAAAACGACGAAAAGUCGAAGAUACCCCAAACAACAAGAGCACGUGACACUCA